AUGAUUACCAUUAUCGAAACAAAAGCUAAAUCACUAUUAGAAGUUGGUUCCAAAAGACAUCGCCGAGUUCGUGAAGAGCUUGAAGACGACGAUUGCACGUCUGACAAAGAUAUUAUCAGUAAGCUUCUAAGCAAUUACAAAGAACACAAAACUCCAUCUGAAACUGGUGUCAUCGUUUGGAUUGAAGUAUGGGUACAGGAAGUGAAUGCAGUGAAUGAGAUUACCUCUGAUUUUGACAUGGAUAUCUACGUCACUGAAUUAUGGGUAGACGACGCGUUACGGUACGAAUGGUUGAAUCCUUGUAAGCUCAAUCUGUCACUCAACGGUGAGGUUUUGGAAAAAAUAUGGAAGCCUAAUACAGCAUUUGUGAACAGUAAGUCUGCCAGCAUUCAUAAGUCUCCAUUUUCCAACGUAUUCCUGAUGAUUUAUCCUAAUGGAACUGUUUGGGUGAACUACAGAGUACAAGUGACCGGUCCAUGUAUGAUGGAUUUUACUUCAUUUCCGAUGGAUGAACAGACAUGUAUCUUAACAUUAGAAAGCUUUAAUUAUAAUCAAAAGGAGGUUGAUAUGCGUUGGACCAAUGCCACAGCACCGCUGUCGUUAAUGAAAGAUAAAAUCGUUUUACCUGAUUUUGUUCUCACUAACUACUCAACUUAUAUAAAGCAUGAGAUUUAUCCGGCUGGAAUCUGGAAUGAACUUACAAUGCAACUUGUGUUUACUCGCCGGUACGGUUGGUACAUCUUCCAAGCUUAUAUACCCACUUAUCUAACAAUUUUUAUCAGCUGGAUCAGUUUUUGCUUGGAUCCAAAGGCUAUACCGGCAAGGACUAUGCUGGGUGUUAAUUCUUUAUUAGCCUUAACGUUUCAAUUUGGAAAUAUUAUGCGCAACUUGCCUCGUGUCAGCUAUAUAAAAGCUUUAGAUGUUUGGAUGCUUUCGUGUCUUUCAUUUGUAUUUUGCUCACUUUUAGAAUUGGCUAUUGUUGGUUACCUUGCAGCAAAAGAAAAUGCGAAACCUCAACCAAUUAUUUUGCCAGCAUUUGCAAUAAACACGACUCCUUCAAACAGUACAGGUUCACCAAAGAUAUGUCACCACUAUGUUCCCCAAUUUUCACCUCAUGGAGUUAGUCUUUUAAAUUAUCUAGGUAAGUCUUUUAUUUGUUAAAA
Molecule: messenger RNA, 1163 nt
Organism: Enterobius vermicularis (human pinworm)
Lineage: Eukaryota; Metazoa; Nematoda; Chromadorea; Rhabditida; Oxyuridae
Source: the annotation of a GenBank genome assembly